AUGGGUUCUCUGAUUCCUUUUCAAGACCUCAAUCUCUAUCCUGACCACGCCUCUACCGGCACCAGCACCACUACCGUUACUUUAAUCCCCAAGAUCGAACCGAAACCCGAACCACUCGACGAGCCACUCCAUUCCCCUUUCGAGAAGCAACCCUUUUCCCCGAACCCUAACCCUAAUUUCCCUCAACCCAACACACCCAUUUCGGACCCAAACUCAAACUCAGUCCCCAACAACUCUUUGACACAAUGUGACAACUUAUCCUCCGAUGAAUCCAACGUUUAUUCAGAAUUCUACCGAAUCUCUGAGCUGUUUCGUACCGCUUUUGCUAAGCGAUUGCAGAGAUUCGGUGACGUCGACGUUUUAGACCCCGAUUCAAGGGCAAUUGUUCCGGUUUCAGAUGAAAAUCAGCUCUCAACCGUCGUGGUUUCGCCGCGUCGGAAGUACAAUCAACGGUCUUCAGAGUUGGUUAGAGUUACAGAUCUUGGGAUUGAGGACCAGCGAUACUUUCGAGACAUUGUGAGAAGAACAAGAAUGGUUUAUGAUUCUAUAAGGAUUUCUUCGAUGACUGAGGACGAUAAAAGAAGGUGUUUAGGGCCUGUAAGGAAGACUAGAGGUGAUUUAAAAGCAGCAGCGUUGAUGAGGGACUGCGGAUUGUGGCUAAAUCGCGAUAAAAGGAUAGUGGGUUCGAUCCCAGGGGUUCAUAUUGGGGAUGUGUUUUUCUUCAGAAUGGAAUUGUGUGUGGUUGGAUUACAUGGGCAACCUCAGGCUGGAAUUGAUUAUGUGCCUGCAAGCCAGAGUUCGAAUGGUGAGCCAAUAGCGACAAGUGUAAUUGUGUCCGGUGGGUAUGAGGACGAUGAAGAUGCUGGGGAUGUGAUAGUUUACACCGGCCAUGGCGGUCAGGAUAAGAAUUCGAGGCAAUGUGUGCAUCAGAAGCUUGAAGGAGGAAAUUUGGCUUUGGAGCGAAGCAUGCAUUAUGGAAUUGAGGUGAGAGUUAUGCGCGGUUUUAAAUAUGAGGGUAGUGCUAGUGGCAAAGUUUAUGUUUAUGAUGGGUUGUAUAAAAUUAUUGAUUCCUGGUUUGAUGUGGGUAAGUCUGGUUUUGGUGUGUAUAAGUUCAAGCUUAUUAGAAUGGAUAAUCAACUGGAAAUGGGAAGCGCAACUCUUAGGUUCGCGGAGAAUCUCAGGACUAGACCUUUGGUUGCUAGGCCAGUGGGUUAUAUUAGUCUCGACAUUUCAAUGAAAAAGGAAAAUGUGCCAGUUUUUUUAUACAAUGACAUUGAUAACGACCAUGAACCAGUCUAUUAUGAGUACACUUCUUCAAUUGUUUUUCCGCCUUUUGUGUAUCAGCAGGUGGGUAGUGGUACCGGAUGUGAUUGUGUUUUGGGAUGUGUAGAUGAUUGCUUUUGUGCAAUGAAAAAUGGAGGCGAGUUUCCUUAUGAACAUAAUGGGAUUUUAUUGAGAGGGAAACCUUUGAUAUUUGAAUGUGGGCCACAUUGUCGCUGCCCUCCGACUUGUCGGAACCGUGUGAGCCAAAAAGGGGUGAGGAAUAGAUUUGAAGUGUUUAGAUCAAGGGAGACCGGUUGGGGAGUUAGGUCAUUGGACUUGAUACAAGCUGGGUCUUUUAUUUGUGAAUAUACUGGCGUUGUUCUCACGAGGGAGCAAGCCCAACUUUUUACAAUGAAUGGUGACAGUUUAGUUUAUCCAAAUCGAUUCGCUGAAAGAUGGGCAGAAUGGGGGGAUUUAUCACAAGUAUUUUCUGAUUAUAUGCGCCCAGCAUAUCCCUCAAUUCCUCCGCUGGAUUUUGCUAUGGAUGUAUCGAGGAUGAGGAAUGUUGCUUGUUACAUGAGCCACAGUUCGACUCCCAACGUUCUAGUGCAAUUUGUGCUGUAUGAUCACAAUAGUGUGUCUUUCCCUCACCUUAUGUUAUUUGCAAUGGAGAAUAUCCCUCCUCUGAGGGAGCUUAGUCUUGACUAUGGGGUUGCUGAUGAGUGGACAGGGAAGCUUCCAAUAUGUAACUAA
Ilex paraguariensis (yerba mate) is the source of this 2016-nucleotide messenger RNA. Lineage: Eukaryota; Viridiplantae; Streptophyta; Magnoliopsida; Aquifoliales; Aquifoliaceae. The record is from the annotation of a GenBank genome assembly.